This is a messenger RNA of Sycon ciliatum, 3612 nucleotides long. RefSeq lists its product as uncharacterized. NCBI's taxonomy places the organism in Eukaryota, Metazoa, Porifera, Calcarea, Leucosolenida, Sycettidae. The record is from RefSeq and is a predicted model, not a curated record. The coding region runs from base 313 to 2520 and encodes 735 amino acids. The transcript is spliced from 4 exons.
UGGUGGUGGUUGCUUGUUUGCGUGGUGACUUUACCUUUUGAAGUAACCUGAACUGAAGUAGUUAGAUCUCCUCCAUGCAUCCCUUCGUGUCGCUUGGUCAUGAUGCACUGACGGGUCCUGGCCAGCUCAAAUAAUAAUUACGCCCUUCUCUUGGACUGCGCGUUGCGGAGCGAUCUAACCAGCGGAAAGAUGAAGCAAAGCUACUGAAUCCAGCUCUUGCAAGACCGUGGAUUCAGGAGAGGCCCGGAGAAAGCAAAGCCAAACCUUCACUUCAACACGCAUCUCUACACGUGUGCGCAUGCCACCUUGCCAAUGGCAAGCCGUGACAUUCGCAGUGCCGAAAUUCGUGCCGACAUUCGGAAUACCGAGGACGAGUUUGCAGCGAUAAUGCAGGGGCUUAUUGAUGGACAAUGUGGCAAGUGCUCAACAAUCUGCAAGGAGUUUCAGUCACUGGGAGUGAAAGAUCUGGCUCGGCAUGUGAAUUCAAGACCCGAGAUACGUGCUGGUAAUGUUGAUGAAGAUGUACCACCCUGCAUCCAAAUGAGAGAUGCCCUAUGCGGACCGUCAACAUCUCGUGCUGCAACUCCACAUGCCAGCAGUGGCCCACUGUUUCCCGCUUAUUUUCCUCCGGACAACAGCAAUACAACCCUCAGUGGCGAUUGCAGUAGCGAUGACAGCAGCAGCAGCGGCGGUAACAGCAGCAGCGGCAGUAGCAGCAGCAGUAUCAUCAUCAUCAGCGACAGCAGCAGCAGCAGCAAUAGCCAUAACAUCGGGGAGAGAGCGGCAAAAGGCGUGACCGGCAUAGAGGAGACCAAUCUACCUCCCCCGAUUCCGGCAUUAUAUCCGAGACCAGACCUACCAGCCCACCAAGCAACCAGUAUUUGCACGUCAGUUACCGCUGCUUUCCUUUCUGGUGUACUGGGCAUUGCAAAAGACCCAGGUCCGUCAGCGGUUGCACGCUUGAGCGAUAGAGAUUGUGAUACAAGCAGGUCUGCGGCUGUGUUGGGUCAGGCGAACCGCACUGUUAUCGUUAGCGAUGGUGCUGCUGUUCUCUUGAACAAUCCCGGUGCGCCUGGGCCAAAACGGGGUCUACCUUGGGGCUUUGCACUGCCGUCCAUCACACCACCUCAGAACACGGCUGCGGGAAAAUCAGCACCCCGAGACGUGCUUCAUGUUGGAAGCAGUCAGUUGAGACCGCCACCUCCUGCCGUGGCAAAUUCAUCAUUCUCGCCCACACCGUCUGGUCCACAGGCAGCUGCCAUCGCAGUAAGACGGUCAGAGGGUCAAGCUCCUCAUGCAGCAGCUGCACAGGAUCUAUGUGCAGCCCUUGAGCUUUGUACGUGGCAAGUGAACUCGCCGGUUGGCCAGCCGGCCACUGCAGCCCGCGGUGAUCCCGGUCACGCAUUCGCCGACAAGGCCGACUUGGACUGCGGAGACAGACACCAGGUGUACAGCGAGCGCCGCGCUGUAGAUCUGGUGCACACGGCUUCAAUAGGUGGCAUGGCAAUGAGCAAGUUUGCAGUCGGCGGUGCACUCAACCCGGCGAAGACUGCGGUACCCUCAGGACAGCCAUUGGCAAGCGCCGCGGGUGCACCAUACUUGCCCGAUCAACACAUGCCAACGUUCCUAUCAGAGCAGAGCCCCCGUUACGCCGAUGCAGCCGACCUGAGCACUUGUAGCAGCAAUCCAAAUUCUAGCUGCCCCGCUCCGCAUGGCGCACACGCUACCGAACCACUGGACAGCAUGGUGGAGACGAAGCCAAUGGUGCGAAUCACCAGUGCCGACAAUUCACUGCAGCAAAAAAUUGUUGCUGCAAGCAAGGAGUACGUCGUCCCCGAGAAGAAGCAGGACAGGGCACCAACGGCUGAAAGUUCAAGCGUGAGCUCCACCUCUAGCGGCCCGGCUGUCAUGGGGAGUCGACCCACCGGUGGUGGUGCUGCUGAUACUACUGAGGACGAUACCGCUGCUAAUGAUCAACCAGCCUUAGCGGCGUCGACGUCCCGCUCCAGCAGGCUUGACAGGCUGGAAAGGGGCCAGCUGCAGCAGGGGAAGUCGUUGCAAGAACUCAAAAGCUUGGUGCAGCAGCUAGUAACAUUGCACACUUUGCAGCCGGUGAGACUUGGAGCAAGACACCCCAAACCGAAGAGCCCAGGCGGAUCUCUGAGCAGCAGUGAUGAUCUUGCGUCGCACGAGGUGCCUGAUCGUUUGCCCCUUCUGCCAAGCAUGUCUGAGAAGGAGCAGAAUCAGUUGCUAGCUCAAACUGUUUCACCCGGCAAUACUCCUCCACGUCCUCGUAGUAAAAGCAGUGCUCCAGCGCCAUCAUCACCUAAAGGCCACGUCAAGUUCGCCGAGCGUGUCGCACACCAAGGCCUGAGCAGCGCGGAUGUUCUAGUGCCCACGCCACCAUCCUCUUCCGCACCAUCAUCACAGCACAAGCAAGUGAUGGACGAUGAUGACGAUGAGCCCAAUGACAUUCUAUUCCUCAUGUCCACCCGGGAGCAGCAGUGCACGAUUAUGUAGACUAACCAAACUAACUGGGAUGUUGCAUCCGUGACACAAACAUCUACUACUGAUGCUUUGAGGAACUGCCCCGGAUGCAUGGUGGCAGCCUACUGCCGUGAUCCGUAACCUCCAGCUGCAGAGCAUGCCGGGAACGUUGGAGCGUACUCUGUGCGCCCAACGGGGAACUUCUCCUAGCAUACAUCCGGCAAGCAUUCUCGUCUCCAAGGUUAUGUAUCUGAGUGUUACCUCUUCUUGUUUGCGACAGGCACCUGAGCAUGUCGGCAAUGUUUUUUGUGUUAGUUCUUGUGGCUAGUGUGCUUUCGUUUGGUCAAAACUCCGUUCAGAUGUUUUUUUAACUGAUUUAAUCGUUCAACGCACCCUCACCAAUUCGGCCUUGACUUGCCUCCAUUCCACUGUUUCCAAUAUACAGUGCAAGUUAGUGUGGUACUCGGCGCACUGAGCAGAGUGCACAGCCGGUAGCAGUACCGGUAGUAGUACACUACAUGUACUCUGAACACACUAUAGAACGAGGUCUGUCUCGUUGUCCAGGAAACGGCCAAUCAGCGACAUCCCCGCCUACGGCCCUCAGGCUAACCCGUCGGGCACUAACAAGACAUACGGCCCUCCCUGCCAUGCACUAACUUAUAAACAGUGCUGCCUCGGUGCCUCAGCCCCAGGCAGGCCAUCCCGAGCAGCAGUGUGAUAGGAUAUGUUGUACUUUCCAGCACUGAGCCUUUCCGCUGUACUAUUUUCUUACCAGUUUUAUUCAGUACAAGUAGCUCAACCAUAGGUUCCUUGCUGAUCGUUCUGAUCUAGCUGCGCAGCUUCAACUAUAAUAGAAUUCCUGCCUCUCUCAGCUUUUAUCCAAUGUUACCACUGUCAUACUUCUUUUCCUUUUGCCUGAAUCAGAAUACGCAUUACGAUAAAUCAUGACUGAAUAACCACACUGAUAACCUAUAACCAACUCUAUUAGAAAUAAUGGUGGCUCUCUGUUGCGACAAUCCAUUGCAUACAGUACUGUCUGGCGGGUCAGGGUUCUAGCCUAGCCCGUUCUUAUUUUUAGCGAACACAGCAGUUUCGUUCUUAUCCGACGGUACCGUCUUACAUGUA